Messenger RNA from Spodoptera frugiperda (fall armyworm), 1203 nucleotides. RefSeq lists its product as uncharacterized. The record is from RefSeq and is a predicted model, not a curated record. The transcript is spliced from 6 exons. Bases 16 to 966 code for a protein of 316 amino acids. NCBI's taxonomy places the organism in Eukaryota, Metazoa, Arthropoda, Insecta, Lepidoptera, Noctuidae.
GUGUUAACUAACAACAUGAAGACCGGUGUAAAAUAUUCUGUUAUUUGGAUAUUCUCUCUAUUUUGUUAUAUAGAUGCGGCAUUUCGUUGUGACUACAAAUACAGCACGGGAGCGAAGGGCUGGUUCAAACAUGUGGUGAUACCAGCUACUUGGGCUGACGCACGACUGCACUGCGCGUUGGAAGGUGCAAUACUGGCUUCCCCACUAAACGCAGAUAUAGAAGCCGAGAUGAAGCAUGUCAUAAAAAACUUUUUCACGGCAGAAUCAGAAAUCUUCACGGGACUUCAUGCAACUGUUUCACCAGGCGACUUCUACAGUAUUGAAGGUAUAUCUCUAAAUGAGGUACCAUUAGCUUGGGCAGAAAAUGAGCCAAAUAAUGCUGGGAAUAAUGAGAGCUGUAUCACGUUCAAUGGGAAUGGCGAAAUGGCAGACAGAUCCUGUCUUGAGACUCGACCUUACAUCUGCUUCCGUUCAGGUGACCUUAAGUCUGACGCCAAUCAUUGUGGAACUAUAGAUCCUGAAUAUAGAUUGGAUCAGAGAACGGGCUCUUGCUAUAAGUUCCACACGGUACCUCGCACGUUCGAGCGUGCCAACUUCGCGUGUUCUGCUGAAGGUGGCCACCUUGCCAUAAUCAACGGUGAUACCGAAGCUACAGUACUGAAGGAACUCUUCGCAAAAUACCCAGCUGGAAAGAUGGUAGGCAAUUUCUGGAAGGACGUUGCCUUCAUUGGUGUCCAUGACUGGGGUGAAUAUGGGGACUGGAGGACAAUUCAUGGUAAAACCUUAGAUGAGGCUGGGUACAGCAAAUUCUCUUUAGGAGAACCAAACAAUUCCAAACCAGGAGAACGAUGUGGUUCCAUAUAUAGAUCCGGGUUGCUAAACGACCUCUGGUGUGAUAGGCCAGCACCAUUCAUCUGUGAAAAAUCACCGGACCACCCACCUGUUUGUCGUGCAUUAAAAAAUUAAAUAUCAAAAGGUACACUCGAUAUAAAGACUAAGGAAAGAAAUUAAUAAAACGAAAUCUAUCCGUCAGGACGAGACAUGGCAGUUUAAAUAUUUUGUAAAUCAUUUUUGUUUUAAUUUUUUGUAUUUAUAUUUUCUUGAUUUCGCACGUAACCGUGAUGCAAACAUGACUGCACUUAAUUUAGUAUUGUUAGAAUGCACUUUUUAAGUAUGUACACACACAUAUUUAUGCAAAUAAAG